Lactuca sativa (garden lettuce) is the source of this 433-nucleotide messenger RNA. Lineage: Eukaryota; Viridiplantae; Streptophyta; Magnoliopsida; Asterales; Asteraceae. The record is from RefSeq and is a predicted model, not a curated record.
CUGUUAAUGGCAGUGAGCAGAAUCUGAAAGAGCUGAAUGUAAUGUUUUCCAAACCCUUGAGAGAGUUACUGUCAUUGGAGGGUGAGGUGGAUGAUGUUUCUUUGAUAUCGAUUGAUAGCAAGGGGACAGAUAUUCGUGUUCGUCAAGGUGCAGAGUUUAACAUACAGAGGUUGGUGUUUGAAGAAUGGCAAGGGAUUAAAACAGUGGUGGAAGCCAAAGCAGCAUUGUGGAAGUUAAUAAAAAGAGGUGGUGUAUACACUGUGCACAAGUAAAAAAAGAUCCUGAUUUCCAAAAUGGUUUGGGUUUUGUGUUUGUUGUUAUUUGGAUUAGGAGGUUUUGGUUUGCUAGUUUGACUGAUGUUAAUAAAAAACAAUUUAAAUUAAUAAGAUGGUUUUAAAAUAACGAUUAAAAUUAAUAAUAUGGUUUUAAAGAA